AUGUUGAGCGCCUCCUUCCAUUCAGGGGCCCGACAGGGUUCCCUGACUGGAAAGGGUCAUCGAAGCGACGCAGCCGAAAUGAUGAACAUGGCCACCAAUCAAGUAGCAUUGGAUCAAUUAAAAUUUCAGUGAGUAUUUGACCUCAUACAAGUUGUAUCGAAUGUUUUUAAUGAAUUAAUACAAAUUUAACUACGUCCCAACGUUAGAUAUAAAAGCGUAUUUCAUAGAAUUACGUUUAAUUAGUGCCAAACCACUGUUGGAAAUUGCGAUUAAUGAGGGAGUGGUUAUGUGGAACCUUCCGCCUUUUUCUUCUUCAUCAACCCGUUGUUGCUGCGAUGAACUUUUUGGUGAUACUUUAUACUAAUUGGUUUUCAAAAAAGCCCUCUUGAUUUUAGUGCUAUAUUCUUCCUUGACAGGAAAGACGAGAACAAUCGCCUAACCCUCACAAUAGAAUUUACGAAAGAGAAGCAAGACCAGGGGAACCGGUGUUACAGGUAAAUCCAUCGUUGGCCGCGUCUUAUCCUUGACAACUGUUACAUUGAAAUACAUUUAGCUGAAGGUUCCUCCCUACCAGCUGCCGGGGAACAGCUAAAUAAUGAUGGUUUUAUUCAUUCCUUGUUGUUGUUAUCACCUGCACUGAAAGAAUGUCCCCAGGGGAGACCCUCUAUUGAGGCGGGAACUCAGUUAUAACAGUGAUGGGGAGGCACGACACCCCUUUUCUAUGGAAUAAGAAAAUCUUGAAUCAAAUCGAAAUUCGAAGAUAUGUGUUAUGAAAAUAGAGUUCGAUCCGUGGUAUCGUCCCUCGCAGCUGAAAUUGGGAAAAACUUCACAACUGUAUUCCCAUUUUCCCUCGCCUUUUUCUGUAGACUGAAAGAUGCUAUAAACUAGGGUAACAUAUCCGUAAACCGCGUAUUUGGUAAUUUAAUGGCAUGACAGAAGUACGAACCUAGGGUUACGCUGGAUUUACAAAGAAAACAGAUCGUACAGGUCCACCGACAUCGGGGUUUCCGUCAUAUUUGGCAUCCCGUAAUAACGACUUGAGAAGAUAACCAGUUUAGAUGUAUAGGCCUAUAUUGUGGACUUUAUGACUGCCUUACACUAGUACUAUUUUCAGGCGUCCAUUUCAUUUCUCGCCACUGUCAGAUGGUUCGCCGUAUGACGCCGCAGUUUUGGCUUUCCUGUUCUUGUCGGUGAGAGGAGCAUUUGCCCUCUCACCGAUAGAGGCGUAUAAUAAAGGCGAUUUCUCUUUGAGGGAGGAGGCGAGAUCUUGGCCACUGUUAUGCCACGUAGACAACUCUAGUGGCAAGAUAAACGUGAGUCUUAAAUCACACAUUCUUUCCCAUACAGUUUCCCUUUUUAAGGUUCCGCUUGGUUGCUAUGCAGGACACACAACAGUGGAAAAACUGGGUAGAAAAUUGUUCCGAGUUGUAAGGACAUCACAAACAUGCUUCAACUGCCAAUGACUUACAAGUCAAAGGCAUGAAAAGAAUAUGCAUCCAAACAGGAUGUAAUGAUAAUUCGGUUCAGUUACUGCUCCAUCCAUUCAUUACUGGAAAGGGUCAUCGAAGCGACGCAGCCGAAAUGAUGAACAUGGCCACCAAUCAAGUAGCAUUGGAUCAAUUAAAAUUUCAGUGAGUAUUUGACCUCAUACAAGUUGUAUCGAAUGUUUUUAAUGAAUUAAUACAAAUUUAACUACGUCCCAACGUUAGAUAUAAAAGCGUAUUUCAUAGAAUUACGUUUAAUUAGUGCCAAACCACUGUUGGAAAUUGCGAUUAAUGAGGGAGUGGUUAUGUGGAACCUUCCGCCUUUUUUCUUCUUCAUCAACCCGUUGUUGCUGCGAUGAACUUUUGGUGAUACUUUAUACUAAUUGGUUUUCAAAAAGCCCUCUUGAUUUUAGUGCUAUAUUCUUCCUUGACAGGAAAGACGAGAACAAUCGCCUAACCCUCACAAUAGAAUUUACGAAAGAGAAACAAGACCAGGGGAACCGGUGUUACAGGUAAAUCCAUCGUUGGCCGCGUCUUAUCCUUGACAACUGUUACAUUGAAAUACAUUUAGCUGAAGGUUCCUCCCUACCAGCUGCCGGGGAACAGCUAAAUAAUGAUGGUUUUAUUCAUUCCUUGUUGUUGUUAUCACCUGCACUGAAAGAAUGUCCCCCCAGGGGAGACCCUCUAUUGAGGCGGGAACUCAGUUAUAACAGUGAUGGGGAGGCACGACACCCCCUUUUCUAUGGAAUAAGAAAAUCUUGAAUCAAAUCGAAAUUCGAAGAUAUGUGUUAUGAAAAUAGAGUUCGAUCCGUGGUAUCGUCCCUCGCAGCUGAAAUUGGGAAAAACUUCACAACUGUAUUCCCAUUUUCCCUCGCCUUUUUCUGUAGACUGAAAGAUGCUAUAAACUAGGGUAACAUAUCCGUAAACCGCGUAUUUGGUAAUUUAAUGGCAUGACAGAAGUACGAACCUAGGGUUACGCUGGAUUUACAAAGAAAACAGAUCGUACAGGUCCACCGACAUCGGGGUUUCCGUCAUAUUUGGCAUCCCGUAAUAACGACUUGAGAAGAUAACCAGUUUAGAUGUAUAGGCCUAUAUUGUGGACUUUGUGACUGCCUUACACUAGUACUAUUUUCAGGCGUCCAUUUCAUUUCUCGCCACUGUCAGAUGGUUCGCCGUAUGACGCUGCAGUUUUGGCUUUCCUGUUCUUGUCGGUGAGAGGAGCAUUUGCCCUCUCACCGAUAGAGGCGUAUAAUAAAGGCGAUUUCUCUUUGAGGGAGGAGGCGAGAUCUUGGCCACUGUUAUGCCACGUAGACAACUCUAGUGGCAAGAUAAACGUGAGUCUUAAAUCACACAUUCUUUCCCAUAGAGUUUCCCUUUUUAAGGUUCCGCUUGGUUGCUAUGCAGGACACACAACAGUGGAAAAACUGGGUAGAAAAUUGUUCCGAGUUGUAAGGACAUCACAAACAUGCUUCAACUGCCAAUGACUUACAAGUCAAAGGCAUGAAAAGAAUAUGCAUCCAAACAGGAUGUAAUGAUAAUUCGGUUCAGUUACUGCUCCAUCCAUUCAUUACUGGAAAGGGUCAUCGAAGCGACGCAGCCGAAAUGAUGAACAUGCCACCAAUCAAGUAGCAUUGGAUCAAUUAAAAUUUCAGUGAGUAUUUGACCUCAUACAAGUUGUAUCGAAUGUUUUUAAUGAAUUAAUACAAAUUUAACUACGUCCCAACGUUAGAUAUAAAAGCGUAUUUCAUAGAAUUACGUUUAAUUAGUGCCAAACCACUGUUGGAAAUUGCGAUUAAUGAGGGAGUGGUUAUGUGGAACCUUCCGCCUUUUUCUUCUUCAUCAACCCGUUGUUGCUGCGAUGAACUUUUUGGUGAUACUUUAUACUAAUUGGUUUUCAAAAAAGCCCUCUUGAUUUUAGUGCUAUAUUCUUCCUUGACAGGAAAGACGAGAACAAUCGCCUAACCCUCACAAUAGAAUUUACGAAAGAGAAACAAGACCAGGGGAACCGGUGUUACAGGUAAAUCCAUCGUUGGCCGCGUCUUAUCCUUGACAACUGUUACAUUGAAAUACAUUUAGCUGAAGGUUCCUCCCUACCAGCUGCCGGGGAACAGCUAAAUAAUGAUGGUUUUAUUCAUUCCUUGUUGUUGUUAUCACCUGCACUGAAAGAAUGUCCCCCCAGGGGAGACCCUCUAUUGAGGCGGGAACUCAGUUAUAACAGUGAUGGGGAGGCACGACACCCCUUUUCUAUGGAAUAAGAAAAUCUUGAAUCAAAUCGAAAUUCGAAGAUAUGUGUUAUGAAAAUAGAGUUCGAUCCGUGGUAUCGUCCCUCGCAGCUGAAAUUGGGAAAAACUUCACAACUGUAUUCCCAUUUUCCCUCGCCUUUUUCUGUAGACUGAAAGAUGCUAUAAACUAGGGUAACAUUUCCGUAAACCGCGUAUUUGGUAAUUUAAUGGCAUGACAGAAGUACGAACCUAGGGUUACGCUGGAUUUACAAAGAAAACAGAUCGUACAGGUCCACCGACAUCGGGGUUUCCGUCAUAUUUGGCAUCCCGUAAUAACGACUUGAGAAGAUAACCAGUUUAGAUGUAUAGGCCUAUAUUGUGGACUUUAUGACUGCCUUACACUAGUACUAUUUUCAGGCGUCCAUUUCAUUUCUCGCCACUGUCAGAUGGUUCGCCGUAUGACGCUGCAGUUUUGGCUUUCCUGUUCUUGUCGGUGAGAGGAGCAUUUGCCCUCUCACCGAUAGAGGCGUAUAAUAAAGGCGAUUUCUCUUUGAGGGAGGAGGCGAGAUCUUGGCCACUGUUAUGCCACGUAGACAACUCUAGUGGCAAGAUAAACGUGAGUCUUAAAUCACACAUUCUUUCCCAUAGAGUUUCCCUUUUUAAGGUUCCGCUUGGUUGCUAUGCAGGACACACAACAGUGGAAAAACUGGGUAGAAAAUUGUUCCGAGUUGUAAGGACAUCACAAACAUGCUUCAACUGCCAAUGACUUACAAGUCAAAGGCAUGAAAAGAAUAUGCAUCCAAACAGGAUGUAAUGAUAAUUCGGUUCAGUUACUGCUCCAUCCAUUCAUUACUGGAAAGGGUCAUCGAAGCGACGCAGCCGAAAUGAUGAACAUGGCCACCAAUCAAGUAGCAUUGGAUCAAUUAAAAUUUCAGUGAGUAUUUGACCUCAUACAAGUUGUAUCGAAUGUUUUUAAUGAAUUAAUACAAAUUUAACUACGUCCCAACGUUAGAUAUAAAAGCGUAUUUCAUAGAAUUACGUUUAAUUAGUGCCAAACCACUGUUGGAAAUUGCGAUUAAUGAGGGAGUGGUUAUGUGGAACCUUCCGCCUUUUUCUUCUUCAUCAACCCGUUGUUGCUGCGAUGAACUUUUUGGUGAUACUUUAUACUAAUUGGUUUUCAAAAAAGCCCUCUUGAUUUUAGUGCUAUAUUCUUCCUUGACAGGAAAGACGAGAACAAUCGCCUAACCCUCACAAUAGAAUUUACGAAAGAGAAGCAAGACCAGGGGAACCGGUGUUACAGGUAAAUCCAUCGUUGGCCGCGUCUUAUCCUUGACAACUGUUACAUUGAAAUACAUUUAGCUGAAGGUUCCUCCCUACCAGCUGCCGGGGAACAGCUAAAUAAUGAUGGUUUUAUUCAUUCCUUGUUGUUGUUAUCACCUGCACUGAAAGAAUGUCCCCCCAGGGGAGACCCUCUAUUGAGGCGGGAACUCAGUUAUAACAGUGAUGGGGAGGCACGACACCCCUUUUCUAUGGAAUAAGAAAAUCUUGAAUCAAAUCGAAAUUCGAAGAUAUGUGUUAUGAAAAUAGAGUUCGAUCCGUGGUAUCGUCCCUCGCAGCUGAAAUUGGGAAAAACUUCACAACUGUAUUCCCAUUUUCCCUCGCCUUUUUCUGUAGACUGAAAGAUGCUAUAAACUAGGGUAACAUAUCCGUAAACCGCGUAUUUGGUAAUUUAAUGGCAUGACAGAAGUACGAACCUAGGGUUACGCUGGAUUUACAAAGAAAACAGAUCGUACAGGUCCACCGACAUCGGGGUUUCCGUCAUAUUUGGCAUCCCGUAAUAACGACUUGAGAAGAUAACCAGUUUAGAUGUAUAGGCCUAUAUUGUGGACUUUAUGACUGCCUUACACUAGUACUAUUUUCAGGCGUCCAUUUCAUUUCUCGCCACUGUCAGAUGGUUCGCCGUAUGACGCCGCAGUUUUGGCUUUCCUGUUCUUGUCGGUGAGAGGAGCAUUUGCCCUCUCACCGAUAGAGGCGUAUAAUAAAGGCGAUUUCUCUUUGAGGGAGGAGGCGAGAUCUUGGCCACUGUUAUGCCACGUAGACAACUCUAGUGGCAAGAUAAACGUGAGUCUUAAAUCACACAUUCUUUCCCAUAGAGUUUCCCUUUUUAAGGUUCCGCUUGGUUGCUAUGCAGGACACACAACAGUGGAAAAACUGGGUAGAAAAUUGUUCCGAGUUGUAAGGACAUCACAAACAUGCUUCAACUGCCAAUGACUUACAAGUCAAAGGCAUGAAAAGAAUAUGCAUCCAAACAGGAUGUAAUGAUAAUUCGGUUCAGUUACUGCUCCAUCCAUUCAUUACAAGGCACGAGGUUUGAUUUAGUUGUUUGUCUGAGUGCAUAAUUAUCAAUAAUUCUUUUGCCACUUCUACUGUAAACAUGAAUUCGGGUGACAUGAGAGUAUUUAUAUCCCUAUCAAUAAUGUCAUAUGGAUGUCAUUUAUAGACUUUGGUUUAUCGUCUAAGUUUUCUAAAAAAACGAAAACUUCACAUUUUAUGAUAACAAAUUCUUGCAAGUUUUCAUUCUCAGAUGCUGUUCACUUUAAUUUCCAUUUAUCGCUAACGCUUAAGACAAUGCAAUCUUAUUCCGGUGUUUUUUCUUAUUUUAGAACAACAAACCACUGAAUGAUUUAACCAGCCUCUUCAAGAGGGUGGUAGUGAAAGCCGGGUUUGACCCGAGGCGGAUUACCCACCACUGUAACAGGUCGGUAAGUUCAUUUUCUUUACUAAAACGUGGAGUCAUAACUGCAUGCGGAACCAAUUUGAGGGAAAAUAGUUUUAGUGGAAGAGGAGCCUCUGGUAUGUUUUGAUGGAUGGACGAAAGACGUGCUCGCCGACGACUAUCUGGAAAAGGAAUCUUGCCUCUCAAAAACUGGUUAUGAUCUUCCUUCAUUCUUUUUAGCGAUUUGCCACUACCUUUAUAAUCAACCAGAUGGUUGAAAAUAAUGGCGUUUUUCCGAGAGAGGCCAUCUCCACCCUGUGUCGCCUCGCAGGGUGGAGCGAGAAGGGGGGCACUUGGGCCCUGUAUAUCAAGGAGGUUAUGGAGAGGCACUUAGACACAAGUGCCUACAUCUACAGGUAAAAGCAUGCAUAUGGGGUAUAAUUGAAUCGCUUAUACGUGCCAAUGCACGAUUUAUUGAAAUGGCUGGAUCUUGCGCGCUGAUUGGUAAAGGUGGUAGUGCAUUUUUUCCCCUUUCUUCUUUGUCUUGGUGAAAGUGAGAUCCCUGUUGCUGGUGGAAAGAGCCGCAAUGUGAAGGGACUGAGAAAAAAGUGCUCAGGUCAUCUAUCCUCUGGCACUUCAUCGAAGAUCUAAUCAAUCCAAUCAAUCACCACGUAACACGUAGCAGCUCCCACAAGCUCGUAAUCGAACAUGGAAUGUAACUGUAAUUUUCCUGUGGUACUAUUCAGAAGCGUAGAGGCUUUAGAGUGAUCACUAAACCUUUUCGACAGUUCCUAGCUCAGCCUUCGUAAACUUAUACUUUCAUCUCAUCAUUUUCAAGGUUAUUUAAAAUCCAAAGCCGGCAAACAUAAAUUACUGAGCAUACUGGUAAAUAGAGGGGUUAACGCAGAAUGAAAUAGAUAGAGAACAUAGAUUUGAAGAUAAAAUCAAACCCCAGUUUACAGACACUCGUCGUUAAUACUGACACUUUCUGUGGACCCGCAGUGUCCAUGAGAACGUGGUUUGAGUAUAGCCCCAAUUUGAUAAUACUGUAAGACUGGGGCUUAUGCCAUUUCUCCCCGGAAACGAAAAUAUUGCGUAAUUGAAUUUCCCUUGUUGUGCUAUUGUCAUCGCAGGGAUCUGAGAACCGACAAAACUGCGUACUUGAAGGCAAUAAAAACCAGUUAUAACUACCGCCUGGUUCAACCAGAAAAAAUCUUGGUUUCACGAGAGGACUGCAUGCAAUGCGACGAAACAUCAUUCCUCAGAUUUGAGGAUUCGUUUAGUGACGAGGUGUUAAAAACAACUAUAGGGGAGGCCAGUGAAGGUAAAUAAAUUAUUCCAAUUCUUAAAAGACAUGUUCGAGAAAUUGAGCGAUGAUGAGUCUUUCACAUCCUAAACUAGAAUAACAGUCUCUUUUCUCUUUACACAUACAGCUCUAAAACGCCUCAAGACCGGAACCAAUCACGAGGAAACUUUUAAUGGUAAACAUGAGGAUUACAUUAAAUGGCUUAAAAUUUUUAAGGGUAGUGCGGUCACCUUUGAGGUGCUUUCUCAGUUUCCUUUUUCCUUUUUCAGACCAGAUUCCUGAACUAUGACUUUUAUUUGUUUCCCAUGAAAGUACUUGGAGCCAUACGCAUAGUAAGCGCGGCAGAUACCUAUCGCCGGUCAUUUCAUGUAUUAAGCUUGUCUGAAUCUGAUUCAUACUGUUUAACUGAAAGCUCACACAGGUACAGUGCGUGCAAAAGCGAAAGCUAAAGGGAAGCGACUUUUAAACCACUUUUUGCAAAGUAUAAAGCUCACUGGUUACAAAACCGGACAAGAAAUUUGAAGACACACAUAGUGCACAGCUCAAAACAGUCUCUGUUAUGAAAAAUAAAAUUGCCUGAGCUGACUGUAAAUACAGGUCAGAUCGCACGCAGGACUGCGCGGGCCUCCCUUCCAAAGGGUAUGGACGUAAAACAGUCCAGCACCCAACUCAAUCGUCCCUCACAGGUGUCUGCAAGCAGAUGCAGCAACAGCUGUACGUAUCGUAGUGGUGCCAAGAAAGUGACCAUGAUAAAGAGACAGAAACAAGGGUACUAAUUGCUAAGUGAUGCCAGUGAAAGAGAAACAGUCCAUUUUGAAAAAGAAACAAGUCUUCGAAAUUGACGUACAGUUCAAAGUUCAAAGGUAAAACGAGUUUGCACUUUUUAAAUUCGUUUAUGAUUUUUUUUUUCAAUAAAAUAUCAUUUUAGGUAUUAACUGCUGAAGGCAAUUUUUUUUAUAAAGAAGUGAUUGCUUUUUGGCCCUCAGUUAACUAAACAUCACAUAAUACAAAUUACAGGUACGUCAAUAUUUGACACGCUUUUUUUAAUCAUUUUAAUAAGUCCACAUGUCCUAAUUAUGUAGCAGAUAAAAGUUGUUUUCAAUGUGUUGCAUAAGCCAUUUUUGAGGUCAUUUCUUAAAACUCAUUAGAAAUUUGUACAAGCAGGCUAACUUUAUUAUUCUACUAAGGCUUCUGGGGAGAGAUUUUUUCCCUUGAAUCUUAUCUAAUACUUAAAGGACAACAAUUAUUACUCCUUGCCAGGAGCAAGUGAUUUGUUGCUCGGUUCAUUUUCCGUAGUGGAAUAUUGUCAGCCUCCUGAAAGAGUACAUAAGAUGAGAUGUCUGUCCCCUCACUUCCCACCAAACAUGUCAGAAUAUAAAGACCCGUUAACAACGCAACAUCAUGACGAAGAAUAGUAAGAAUCACGAUGAAUCCCCAGACAAACAUUAUGCAUUCUUUAAGACCUCUGAAAGUUCCGGAACUAAAAAACAGAACCCACGCCAAAAGCCCUCUGAGAACAAGUAAUUUCUUUCAACAUCUCUCAAAUACGUUUGGAACGAUUCUGUCCGUUGGACAAAAACGUCAGCUAAAAGCUCUCACAGGUACGGUACGUGCAAAAGCAAACGCUAAAGAGAAGCGACUUUUAAACCACUUUUCGCAACGUACAAAGUUCACUCGUUAAAAAACUCGACAAGACGUUUGAAGACACACAUAGUGCACAGCUCAAAACAAUUUAUGUUAUGAAAAAAAAAAUGGCCUGAGCUGAUUUUAAAUACAGGUCAGAUCGCGUGCGGGACUGUGCGGGCCUCCCUUCCAAAGAGUAUGGACAGAAAACAGUCCAUCACCCAACUCAAUCGCCCCUCACAGGUUUCUGAAAGCAGAUGCUGCAACAGCUGUACGUAUCGUAGUGGUGCCAAGAAAGUGACCAUGAUAAAGAGACAGAAACAAGGGUACUAAUUGCUAAGUGAUGCCAGUGAAAGAGAAACAGUCCAUUUUGAAAAAGAAACAAGUCUUCGAAAUUGACGUACAGUUCAAAGUUCAAAGGUAAAACGAGUUUGCACAUUUUAAAUUUGUUUAUGAUUUUUUUUUCAAUAAAAUAUCAUUUUAGGUAUUAACUGCUGAAGGCAAUUUUUUUUAUAAAGAAGUGAUUGCUUUUUGGCCCUCAGUUAACUAA
Porites lobata is the source of this 9901-nucleotide messenger RNA. Lineage: Eukaryota; Metazoa; Cnidaria; Anthozoa; Scleractinia; Poritidae. The record is from the annotation of a GenBank genome assembly.